Messenger RNA from Plenodomus lingam JN3, 1368 nucleotides. RefSeq lists its product as uncharacterized. Lineage: Eukaryota; Fungi; Ascomycota; Dothideomycetes; Pleosporales; Leptosphaeriaceae. The record is from RefSeq and is a predicted model, not a curated record.
AUGUCGUCUCCUCAGCAGCAGCAGCACCAGCAGCGACAACAAAGGCAGCGACACCAUGCUAUGCGCCUGCCUGCUGCUGCCCCCGCCGUUGUCGUGGCCUCGACGGCUCCUGCUGGCUGCUGCCGCUGCUCCUCUGUUGCUCCACGUCCCGCACUCGGCCAGUCCAGGGAGACGCGCGCAGCAUCCACGACGAAACGGCGCACGGCGGCAUUCGCCGUGACUGCCCCCUCGCCUCGGUGGAUUGCGCCUUCGACUCCAGCCUUUGAGCGCGUCUGGCCCUUCACCCAGCACAAGCUCCUCCACUGUGCCCCAGGCUGCGCAUUCAACCACGGCUACACCCCCGGCAAGCUACGACUCCCGCCUGUCACUCGGUCCGGUGUCCCUCGACGGCUGCAACCUACAAACCCCCUCCUACCCUCCCCCAUUGAAACUGCUCUUGUAACCACGAGGGCCAUGGCUGAUACUGCUGGCUAUCCAACUGACGCAAAGUUGGACUCACACAACGUACACAACAACAAGCGAAAGCGCGACACACGCGAUCAGGGUCUCAGUCGACCCGCUCCCCACAACGGCCUCGACGACCAGACCACUGCCUCCUUUCUUGCCGCACACAACGCUGCCAACGACGACAUGCAGCAACAAUUUGACGUACAUCAGAAUGGGGGUACAAACACAGCCAGUGUAGGCGAUACCGCUGCUGCCGCACUAGCCUACCACCAGAUGACGGUUCCUCAGCCGACUGAGCUGCAAUUCCAGACGCAGGGCAGCGGAGAUGGAUCUUUCGGUAUGGGCGAUCACCAUCAACAGCAAACAGUCGACUUUAGUCUGGAGGCCUUGAAAGCUGCUACACAGUCUGGCCGUUCCGGCCAGCCGUCUGCAAGCGACUCGCCACCGCAAAGUGCCUCCCACAAGCCUCCUGUAGGUUCCGAGGAAUGGCACAAGGUCCGCAGGGACAACCAUAAAGAAGGUAAAAGUCUCCACACUCUUUCCCCAUACCCAGCAGCUAAUAGCGCACCAGUUGAACGCCGCCGCCGUGAAACCAUCAACGAAGGCAUAAACGAAUUGGCCAAGAUUGUGCCUGGUUGCGAGAAGAACAAAGGUUCUAUUCUUCAACGGGCGGUACAAUUCAUAACGCAGCUAAAGGAGAAUGAGCAACAAAAUAUCGAAAAGUGGACACUGGAGAAACUCCUCACAGAGCAAGCGAUUACCGAGCUCAGCACCAGUUGCGACAAAUUCAAGGCCGACUGUCAGCGAGCAUGGGAUGAGUGUCAGAUUUACAAACGCGCCUGCGAGAACAACGGGAUUGUGCCAGACGAGAUCAAAGAGCGUCAAGAAAAUGGUGAACAAAGUGGUCAAGGCCAGUUAUAG